ACUGGAUAGAAACUAGCGUGAAAAGCAGCCGUAAAGAUGUCUGACGACGAACAGCAAGAUCAGACCAUCGCCGAAGACUUGGUUGUCACCAAGUAUAAAAUGGGUGGCGACAUUGCCAAUCAGGCCCUGAAGGUUGUGAUCGACGCGGCCAAGCCUGGGGUGUCCGUGCUCAGCCUGUGUCAGAAGGGUGACGCUCACAUCAUGCUGGAGACGGGCAAGAUCUUCAAGAGGGAGAAGGACAUGAAGAAAGGCAUUGCGUUCCCCACCUGCGUCUCCGUCAAUAACUGUGUAUGCCACUUCUCUCCCCUGAAGAGCGACCCAGACUACACGCUAAAAGACGGAGACUUGGUCAAAAUUGACCUGGGCGUUCAUGUGGAUGGAUUCAUAUCCAAUGUGGCCCACAGCUUUGUCGUCGGAGCCAGUAAGGACGCCCCUGUAACAGGCAGGAAAGCAGAUGUGAUCAAGGCGGCCCACCUUUGUGCCGAGGCAGCCCUGCGACUCGUCAAACCUGGCAACCAGAACACUCAGAUAACUGAAGCCUGGAACAAAAUUGCGCAGUCAUUCAAAUGCACUCCUAUUGAAGGCAUGCUCUCCCAUCAGCUGAAGCAGCACGUCAUCGAUGGAGAAAAGACCAUUAUCCAGAACCCAACAGACCAGCAAAGGAAGGACCAUGAGAAGGCAGAGUUUGAGGUGCAUGAGGUGUAUGCAGUGGACGUGUUGAUCAGUUCAGGAGAAGGAAAGGCAAGGGAUGGGGGCCAAAGGACCACAAUCUACAAGAGGGACCCAAGCAAGCAGUAUGGCCUGAAGAUGAAGACCUCCAGAGUCUUCUUCAGUGAGGUGGAGCGACGAUUUGACGCAAUGCCUUUCACCCUUAGGGCGUUUGAGGACGAGGGAAAGGCCCGUCUAGGCGUAGUGGAGUGUGCCAAACAUGAGCUGCUGCAGCCUUUCAACGUACUCAACGAGAAGGAGGGUGAGUUUGUGGCCCAGUUCAAGUUCACAGUGCUGCUUAUGGCCAACGGGCCUUUGAGGAUCACCAGCGGGCCCCUGGAGCCAGAACUCUACAAGUCCGAACACGAGGUCCAGGAUCCUGAGCUCAAAUCUCUAAUACAGAGUUCAGCCAGUCGCAAAGCACAAAAGAAAAAGAAGAAGAAGGCUUCCAAGACGGCAGAGAAUGCUACAGAGAAUGCUACAGGGAAACCGGCUGAGAACGAGGAUGAGGAAUAGAGAACAAGCACACAAACACUGACACCCAUGCACGCACAAACACACACACACACACACACACAGAGUUUCAGACUUAAACACAACCAUCAACUACAGACACCACAGAGGAAAAAACGAAAAUGACCCCACCCACCCCCAGAUGCUUAGCGAAUUAGGAGCCAGAUUAUCUUCUUUCUAGAGUUACCUUUCUAUCCCCUCACAAAAUGUUUGUGAGACUCACCAUUGGUCCGUUUCCGUGCCCCAGAAAUGCCUUGAAAAUAUCCAGGACAGGCAACCUUUUAUCCACCGGACUGUUUGUCCAGGACUCACAAACAAGGCUCUCAAUCCCUCGCAUUUGUAUUCAUGAACUCCAUGUUUGGUACAUUCUGUGAGACAACAGUAUGCCUUUUUCCACAUGCAAUAUAUUAAAGGAAAAGAAAAAUAAGUGUGAAUGACUAUGAAGUCAAGGAAAACUGCUCACGCGCAAUUAUUUGCCAGCGUUGCGCUCGUCAACCCUUCCAAAUCGAACCUUAAUACAUAGUUCAGAAUUCAAACCCCUAUGUAGAAGUGUAGGAUGGGUUUUGGCAUGUUGUAUUCAUACUACGCUACAGAUAAUGUACAACAGUCAACAGUAGAAGACAAAAAAAAAAAAAACCAACCCCUUCAACCCUUUUUUUAUUUUUGUUAUGGAGUAUAUGAAUGCUUCUGUCUGGCUCUCCUAUCCCUAUUAGAGAACUAAUUAUGUGGGAAAAAAUACACCUCUUUUCUGUUGGGGCAUUAGAAAAGGAAUUCCUGACCUGCACACUAGUCUUGAUGGGUAGUUAGAUGGGAAAUGUCUGGGGUUGAUAUCCCAUUACUGCCAUCCCCUCUCCCUUUUCCCUUCAGGACAUCUAGCACCUGACCUGACUGACGUCUCUCCCGCUGUCAUUUUGACUGAAGCAUACCAGUUAUAGCACUCCUCCUUUUUUAAAAACAAAAGAUGGCAAAAAAAUAAUAAUCGUUCUUGUCUUGUACGUGCGUUAACUUUCUUUACUGUUCCCCAUUUGUUAAUGACUGAAGGUUUAAUGUCUUUGUUAUAUUCCAUGCAAAGCACUUCAAGGCAUCUGUUCCUUCCCUCACUAGAAAUUCUUUCUUUAUAGUCAUAUUGCAUUCCCCCCCACACACACAAUAAUACAUUGUACUGUACAUACACAGCAUUUGGUGUUGUAUGAUCUGAACAUGUCUGAAGCUUACAUCAACCUAACAGGGGAAGGGGGAUGAAUUUCAAGGUUUUGUUUUCCAGUUGUUUUCAUUCCGGAUGAUGUAGUAGAUUGGUGUCCAGAGCUUUUGAUAAACCCAGGUGGCUUGAGCACAAGGUGUGAGAAUGAGAGUGAUGACAUCUCGUUUUUGUAGGAAACCCGUGUCCAUGGGACUGUUUUACAACUAAUGAAAUAAAGUAACCUUUGAUUAUG
Messenger RNA from Engraulis encrasicolus (European anchovy), 2654 nucleotides. Its product is annotated as proliferation-associated protein 2G4. Bases 37 to 1224 code for a protein of 395 amino acids. NCBI's taxonomy places the organism in Eukaryota, Metazoa, Chordata, Actinopteri, Clupeiformes, Engraulidae. The transcript has a single exon. The record is from RefSeq and is a predicted model, not a curated record.